Puma concolor (puma) is the source of this 783-nucleotide messenger RNA. RefSeq names its product pyridoxamine 5'-phosphate oxidase (gene PNPO). The record is from RefSeq and is a predicted model, not a curated record. Gene Ontology annotation, molecular function: pyridoxamine phosphate oxidase activity; FMN binding. NCBI's taxonomy places the organism in Eukaryota, Metazoa, Chordata, Mammalia, Carnivora, Felidae. Gene Ontology annotation, biological process: pyridoxine biosynthetic process; pyridoxal 5'-phosphate biosynthetic process.
AUGACGUGCGGGCUGCGAGGCGUCACCGCAACGUUCGGGCAACCUACCGACGGCUCCUACCUCCACCACCUGUGCGGUGGCGGUGUCGUCAUGGACCUGGGACCGAUGCGCAAGAGUUACCGCGGGGACCGAGAGGCAUUUGAGGAGACUCAGCUGACCUCCCUGGACCCCGUGAAGCAGUUUGCUGCCUGGUUUGAGGAGGCUGUUGAGUGUCCUGACAUAGGGGAAGCCAAUGCCAUGUGCCUGGCUACAUGUACCAGAGACGGAAAACCCUCUGCCCGCAUGGUGCUGCUGAAGGGCUUUGGCAAGGAUGGCUUCCGUUUCUUCACUAACUUCGAGAGUCGAAAGGGAAAAGAGCUGGACUCCAAUCCCUUUGCUUCUCUUGUCUUCUAUUGGGAGCCUCUCAACCGUCAGGUGCGUGUGGAGGGCUCCGUGAAGAAGCUGCCUGAGGAGGAGGCUGAGUGCUACUUCCACUCCCGCCCCAAGAGCAGCCAGAUCGGGGCCGUGGUCAGUCACCAGAGUUCUGUGAUCCCCGAUCGGGAGUAUCUGAGAAAGAAAAACGAGGAACUGGAACAGCUCUACCAAGAGCAAGAGGUGCCAAAGCCAAAAUACUGGGGUGGCUACAUCCUGUACCCACAAGUGAUGGAGUUCUGGCAAGGCCAAACCAACCGCCUGCAUGACCGGAUCAUCUUUCGGCGGGGCCUGCCAACAGGAGACUGCCCUUUGGGGCCCAUGACCCACCUUGGGGAGGAAGACUGGCUCUACGAGAGACUUGCACCCUGA